Messenger RNA from Trichomonas vaginalis G3, 596 nucleotides. RefSeq lists its product as uncharacterized. The transcript has a single exon. Lineage: Eukaryota; Parabasalia; Trichomonadida; Trichomonadidae. The annotation marks the transcript as partial. The record is from RefSeq and is a predicted model, not a curated record.
AUGGAGUAUACUAAAACAAAUCACAUUCUGAGGCUAUUCUUCGACUCUGCUCCAAACAUUGACAUUUGGAAACAUUAUUAUGGAAACGAAAAUAUCCCAGAAUAUCACACUAAAAGUGAAGUAUUUAGUCAAACAAAAGAAGGAAAUUAUCAUGUUACAGCAUGUUUCUUCAAUGGAUUUGAAGAAGUUGUUGUUAAUAUAAACGAAGACGAACAAACGGAUACAAGACUUCUAAUUUCUAUUUCUGGAUUCAAUGGCACAAAAACUCCAUCUUCAACAGUUUAUUCUAAACAAGGAAAUUGUGUUAUAUAUCGAACAUGUGCUACAAAAUCUAUACCAAUAUUAUCAUCAGAAUCAUCAUUAGAAGGAAUAUUUUUAUAUUCAAACAUAGAAAAUUCAAACAACAAAAACAUUCUUGAAGAUUCAACAGUCUUUGAUUGUGGAGAUACAGAAAAAGGGAAAUCAAUUUGUUAUUUAGAAAAAGGAAAUCUAAGUUUUUCACGAAAUAACAUAACAAAUAACAAAUGUAAUGAAGAUGUUUCACUUCAUAUUGUUUCUUCAAAGAAAUACAACAUCAGCCAAACAUCUUUCAUUAA